AUGUCAAAACUUAUGGCUACUACUAUUGGCCUUAUAACAUCCUCGGCUUUGCUUUACAGCUUUCAGUCAAAUAUAGAGAACAAUACAAGUCAAAUCCGGGGAAAUGAGUCAAAUAUUUCACCCACUAAACCAAAUAAUCGUCCGCAACUACCUGUUCCAUCUAUUGCUCAAACAAAAAAUUAUAUUAAUCAUCGACUAAUUCCAACGUUUAAAUCUACAUGGAAUGAACAUAUUGAAACCUUUGCUCAUAAAGUUUGUAAUUUUGAUGCAAGUGAAACGGCAAAAACUGCAGUCAAUAACGCCAAAUCGUUUGUUGAAGAUAAAAGAUGGAAAUGA
Molecule: messenger RNA, 336 nt
Organism: Acaulospora morrowiae
Lineage: Eukaryota; Fungi; Glomeromycota; Glomeromycetes; Diversisporales; Acaulosporaceae
Source: the annotation of a GenBank genome assembly